AUGCAACUUUACUCCAAGAAGGCUUGCUCAGAGGUAUUUUAGGGAGGUCAUUUUUCGAUUUUCUCAAAAGUUUUCCAAUCAAAUUUGAAAACCGAAAAAACAUGAAAAAUGAGGAAAAAAAAUAGGAAAACUGGGAUAAUUGGUGCAAUAUUAAACAAAUAUUAUUGAAGAAAAAGCCUAUUUAAUUAUUUUACUAUAAAAUGACAUAUAUCGCUAACAAAGUAUCAUUGUCAACUGAACUCCGCUCAGAAUCGUUUUUUCGUAAGUAAUGGUUUAUCAUUUCUUACAGGUAUACAUUAAAUUAUCUAUAACAGUGGCUGCACCCCUUCACAUUAUCAUUGGACGUCUUUUAUCUUAACCAUUGCGUCCCUUUGAAAAUCAUGGUUUGUAAUUUAUUUAAAAAAUGGCUUAUUUACACCUCUAGACUAGUUGGAUGAGGUGUUUUAUGUCUAAACUAGGUAUUCAUUAUGUUUAUAUAUCCAAACAUUAUUUUAAAUGUAAUUGUUUUAUCUCGUAACUUAGGAACUAUUAUUUAUUUAUUUACUUAUUAUAUAUUACUGAACUAGGUCCAAUCACAAAUGAUAAGUAUUGAUUUAACUUAUGAUUAUUUGAAAAGUUGAACAAACAAAAGAAAAAAAAAAGAAAAAUGGAAAAUAUAACAAUUAAAUAAGUUAAGGUGAUAACAAAAAAACAAAAAUAUAAAAAGGUAAAAUUAAUUAAGAAAAAAUAUAUAAUGUAUAUCAUAUUUAUUUAUAAGAUUUGAAGAUCUAACAAAAGAGGGGUCAUUAUUUGCGAUCCGCAUUAAACGCUUGAUGGGGGAAUUUUCGAGGAAAUUUGUAAAUGAGAGUGGUAUGUGGAAUGGGGCAUGGGAGCAAGUUGAUCGAGAUGGGACUUAAAGUUAAUGAGAGAUAGGAGAGUAAGAGAAUCAAUCUUACCGUUAGGGAGAUUAGAUAGGAAAGAUAUAUUACUCGGCUGCUUACGAUCUUCAAGGCUUAGAAGGCCUAGAGCAUACAAGACAAUAAAGUAAUCAUGGGGAGUACAAGGAAUUUGGAGUCGGUACACAAUAGCACGGAGAAACCUUCGCUGAACACGUUCGAUCAUAGCGCUGAACCAUACGGGAGCAGGAUCCCACAAUACACUACCGUACUCAAUGAUAGGCCGUACCAGAGUCCAGUAAAGAGUUUUUAGGGGCAGGACAAAAUGGUAUUGUAUUGUCAAAAGGAUCGAACGAUGAUCCCGAGAACUUUGAGUACCUUACAGCAUAUCUCUUCUAUGUGUUUGUGAGGGGAGAGGUGACGGGUAAGUUGCUUAUCGAGUCACCUGAGGACAUAACAGGAAUGUUGUGGAUGUGGUAUGAAAAAUGUAUAGGUGAUCAAAGAUGAGUAAAGAUUAUAGAGAAACAUUUAGGAAUAUUAAGAGAGAUACUAAGAUAUUCACUCCGGGCAACCAAUUUAUCAAGAUCAUAUUGGAGCUUGUGGCAAUCGUAGAUGGAAUUUAUUCUGAGAAAGAUUUUGAGAGUUGUGCGUAUUACUGAUAUCAUCGACCGUUAAUGAGAUGUGACUAGGAAGAUUAAACUGGGAAAUUGAAGAGUCUGUUGGUGGAACUGAAGGAGAACUCAUUGGCGCAAAUCCCAGGGGUUCUAAGGGUGCUAAGCACCCCCAAAAUACAAAUUAGCACCUCCAAUUAGUUUCCAUUGUAUUCCGUUAUACCUAUUAUAAUUAAUAAUUUAUUGGUGUAUAAAUCGACCGUAGUGUGAACAUAAUAUUUGUUGUUAUUUUAUUUUAAGAUUCCGUGUACUAUUUAAAUAAUAUAAUAUUACCAUAGAUUAGACAAAAUUAAUUUUUAGAUGUUAUUUAAUGUUAUAAUAUCUCAUAUCUGUGAUAUUACCCCAUUAUAGACGUGAUGUCGUUAGGUUUAUGCACAAACUUCUAUACUAACUGUAUAGUAACUAAUAUAGAUUAUAGAAGUAUGUUGGUUUAUGGAAUAUUAAAAUGAUAAAGAUAAUGAUUACAGUUGAUUAUUGUCUAAAAAUAUAACGAACUAUGGUAUUAUUGAUGCAUCUGUAAUAAUUUAAUCUUUAAGAUAAUGAACAAAAGUAACAAAACCAAUGUUAAAAAUUUAUUUUCGUAUUUUAAAACUCUACCGAAACAAACGUCAACAAUAUAACAACGAUGAAAAUGUGGAUGAACCUGACGAAGUAAGUUUUUUUUUUUACUUUCUUUUACAGCUUUCAAAAGUAUGCUUUUCAAAUCGGUGUUUUGGUUAAAUUUUAAAUUGUGUUGUUAAAGGUUAUUGUUUCACAUAUCAAUGCUUAACUGGUUCGUCAAAAAACAAUUUAUCAAGAUCAAGUUUAUGAAGAUGUCACUGUUGAUGAUUUGGAGAAAAUAGAUGAGGGUCUUAGACAACCUAAAUUAGAAGUAAGAUUUGUGAAUUGUAAUUACUAACUAUAGUUAGAAAAAAUAUAAAUUGUGAGUAAACUGAAAUUAUUCGGAGGUGUUAUUAUAGCAUACCCUACAACACCCGUGCGUACUUCUAUGUUAAUAAUACUUUGUUAUUAUUAUAUGAGUAUUAACUACUUAAGAUUAUUAUUUUUUAAAUUUUUUUUGUUUUAUACUUUUACAAUAUAUUACAGUUAAUACUAUUUCAAUAUUUUAUUAUAUUUUAUUAUAUUUUUCAGUACUUUCCAUUAACAUAAUUUGACAAACAAAACUGUUCAUUGUCAUCAAAAAUGUACUCAAAAUAUUAUUGGAUUGAAUAUAUAGUAUUAAAAAAGAUGCUGUUUCCUGUUUUAAUUGCAGACAUUUUGUUACAAACUAUAAUGAUGAUAAAUUUGAUAAUAUUAAUGGCAUUAAAAACUGGAGCAAGGUAGUAUAGUUUUUAUAAGUCCAAUUAUAUAUAUUAUUAUAUUUAUUAUAUACCUGAUGCUUUUAAUAUUAAAUUAAUGAUAAAUAAUGAUAAAUUGAAUAAACAUCAGAAGUUUAUGGUAUAUUUGACCAGUAGUUCAAAGCAUCAUUCUUAUAAAAAAUUCCAGAAAAUAGGUAGUGUGUGUACACAAUUAAAUACAGCUUACAAAGAACUUGUUGAGAAGAACCGAAAGUAUGUCUCUGUAAUUAUUGAUAUUUUAAAAUAUAUCACACAUUAAGGAAUAGUACUCAGAAGCCAUGAUGAAUCUGAAAAAAAAGUCAAAUAACCAGGGUAGGCAUUUUAUACAAAUGUGUAACAUUCGUGUAUAUUGCAUAUUAUGCAUAGCUAAGGUGAUAAGUUGCUUUUAUUUUGAAUACAAUUAAUGAACACUUUAUACAAUUAAAGUAAUUAUCUAUAUUAACUGGUUCUAGUUACAAUUACACUUUUUAUUUACAAGGAACUUUAAAGAGCUUUGUAAGUUGUAUGCAGAAUAUAAUCCGGAGUUUUUAUUUAGUUUUAAUCAAAUAAUAAAUUAUUGUAGUUGGUCGAUUCCAAAUGAAAUUUUAAAUAAACAAGCAUCAGUAGUAGCACUCAAACUUUUGUAAUUAAAUUAAUUUUCAUAUUUCAACAGGUCUUUCAAGCAAGAACGGAUGUCCCUGUGUAUUAGAUAUGGUAAUGAAGAUUUAAAAGUAGUAUAUGAAAGAUUCAUUGAAUUCAUUGAUGUUUUUAGUGAAAGAAGAGCUGAGAACCUUACAAAAGUAAUCAUUAAUUCAAUAAAACAAAAUAAUCUACAUGAAAUUCCUUUGAUUGCCCAAUUAUACGAUAGUGCAGGUGUGAUGUCAGGGUCAUUGUUAGAUGUUCAAACCUGAGUCUGAAAAUUAUACCCUGAAGUGGUGUAUAUACACUGUUUAGCACACAAGUUAAAUCUUGUUGUUUGUGGUACUUGCAAUAAUGUAAAAGUAUUUAAUAUAUAUAUAUUUUUCAAUUAAAAAAUAUGCAGUUUUUUGAAGUGCUAAAUAUUUUAUGUUUUUUCUCAUUUCUAGGAAGCAAGAAAGUUGUUUAAUGCUUUAGAAACUAUAUAUGUCCAUUUUGCUCAGUCAGGUCGUAAUACUUAAUUAAAUGAAUUACUGGUUGAUAUGAAUAUUAAACUAUUAUCUAUAUUAAGAUUCUGUGAAAGGCGUUGGUCUUGUUGUUAUACAAAUUGUGCAGCAGUACUUAAUAACUUUGGUGUAAUCGUUAACAUUUUGGAAAAAGAAAUUGAUGAAAGUGCAACAGAGAUACACCUCAAGCAAUAGGUACAAUUUUAUAAUUGGCUUAUGUUAUUUCAUUUAAUUAUUAUAUUUUAUGUGUCAUAGUUAAUUUUUAUACUCAGAAAUUGUACUAAUAAAAUAUUUGUGAUCACUACUGAGUACUAAAUAGUAGUUAAUAGUUGGUAUAUGUAAAUUAUUUUAUUAACAAUUCACCUUGUAAAAGAAGACAGUUUUUUAAUAAUUUUUCAUCUGAAUGAAUAACUUUUAGAUUUACAAGUUUUUUUUGAGUUACUCUUAUAUUGAAUAUAUUUUUAUUAUUAUUUUUUUUUUUUAGGUCUUUUAAGCAUUUUAAAACAGUUGUCAUUUUUGUUCUACUUGUGUAUAUUUUAUGAUAUUUUACAAACAAUAAAUAUUCUGAGCAUAAAACUACAAAAAAAAAAAAAUACAACUACAAAGCCACCACUACAAUAAAUGGAGUUAUUUAAAUAUUUGAAAACAUGAGACAUUUCUCACAAUAUUUGACUAUUUGGAACAAAGUUGUAGAAUUUUACCAUAUGUGUAUUAACAAUUUCUAUAAAAAUGUAUUUUAAUUAAAUACUGUGUGGGUUACUUGUCUUUUAUCAGGGCCAAAAAGAAAAUUCAGUGAACCACAACAAUUAAAAAAUUUUGCAGUCUUUAGGAGUACUGGUGCAGGAUAUGAAUCUACUCAAAAUAUAAGAAUGGAAGAUGAACAACAGAGUAUCCAGAAUUGGUGCAAUCAUUUAUACUAUUCUAUAAUUGAUUUUAUUAUAGACCAUAUAAAAAAAAGAUUUCUGAAGAAAGUCAAAAACUUGCAUUGGCAGCAGACAGCUUUUUAAACUUAAAUUAUAAGGAAGCAUUACCGUUUAUUAAUCAUUAUGAAGAAUUUUUCUGAUUUACUUAUUUGUAUAAUGAUUGAAAUUGAUAUAUUAUUUAAUAUUAUAAUUAAUUUACAUUUUUCAGAAACUUUUUUUAAUUGAUAAAAAUCUAUUAAGUGCUGAAAUGGUUGUCGCUAAAAAUGCUGUAAAAACAGCUAAACUGAAUUAAUGUUCAGAAGACAUAAAACAAAUCACUGAAAAAGAUGUCUAUACUAAUUUGUAUACAUUAUAUAAAGUACCCUUAGUUUUGCCCAUUUCUUCUGCUUCACGCGAGCGCAGUUUCUCUGUCAUGUGCUUCUGCACAAAAACAUGGACAAGGACUACUAUGGGCCAAAAUAGGUUAACAGAUUUAGCAGUGAUACAUAUUAAAAAUGAUAUCGAAAUAAAUAAUGAAACAGUAUUGAACAUGUUUGCAGGAAAAACAGAUUUUUGCAUCUAUUAAAAUAUAUUUAAAAAACAUAUAUUGUAUAUUACAUAAAUGAUAAACAUGUUAAUUUAUCUUUAAAUAAUUUUUUUUUCGUUUAAAUGACUGAUAUUAAAAUUAAAAUUUGUAUUUAUUAGAUUUAUUAUUUAUUUUUUUAAAUUAACUUAUUAUUUUAAUUUUUAACAUAUAGUACACCAUAUACUACCCUAUUGAGAGUAAUAGGGAGUAUGAGAUUGUCACUCAAGCCACUCACAGGUCUGUGACGAGAAAUAUUUGUUGGGGCUUAAACACCCCCAGGAUUUAUUGAGGAUUUGUGCCAAUGGGAAAACUAGUCGGGAGAGUAUAAACAGAAAAAAAUGAAGCGACGGUUUCAGAAGUAUUUGUGCUGGUGGAAUCUCCAUAGACGACAUUGGGAGGAAUGGAUGGUGAGGAGUGAGAUUUACGGAUAAAAGACCAAAAGGAACGAGGAUAUUUGCUCUAAAUAUCGUUAAUCUCAGAUACGUUCAGCUCUUCACAGCCUAUUUUUGGUUAUCCAUUAAAACAGCUGCCUAACUACAAUUAUUAUUAUUAUUAUUAUUAUUAUUUUAUUAUUCAUGUACAUUAUUAAAUACUCAUUUAAAUAUGUUGAUUUAUAUUUUAUUGUUAGUGUGGUGUAUAGUAUCUAUAUUAUGUACUUUUGGACUUAUGUCAUAAUAUAAUAAUAAUAAUAAUAAUAAUCAUAAUUUAAAUAGAACAAUGCAAAUUGAUUAAUUAUAAGGAGAGCUGCAAAGUUAAUAAGCCUUUCGAGAUUAUUAAUAGAAAAAAAAACAAAAAAAAAAAAAAAAUGAUCAAUUCCUUUGAAAUAUUAUGAAAACUAAUACUUAUCGUGCAACAAAUCAUUAUUAUGUUAUAUAGGUAUUUUCAAUUAUUACCACAUCGAACAUCGAUACCUACGGUAUUGGGCAGUAUUGGGUAUAUUGAAAUACCUUUAUAUUUAUCUAUUUCGAUCACGGCAGUACAAAACGAGCGAAAUUAUUCUCAUUGUGUGACGGUAGUAGGAGUAUAAUAUUAUUAUAUCGCAAUAGCGAAAAUAUUACUCGUCAUGUGACAACGAUCGGAUCGCACAACAAUAAUACCCAAUCACACUCUCAAAAUGUCCAUGGCAAAAAUGUCGGCCACCGGACAUCGCCCGACGCCGCAUGAUAACGUAACUUUAGAACUUCUUCAGUUUUCACCGGGAGCCCGUCAUGAGUGUUUGCCCGCACUAGUUAUGCGUACAUUGUUUUUCGCCGUGCGUCCGUGUCGGUGGAGUUCGUUCUUUUCGUCUUCUGUUUUCCAGCGAACGCGUCGGAACCACUUAAAUUUAAUAAAAUGCCGACCGACGGUGUCGGAACACUCGGAAACUCGGUUACAGCGUCGGUGAGUACUUGUACCUUAAAUCUUAAUUUAUCUAUUUACACCUGCCUACUAUUGUGUCGGCGUAGAACCAGUUGAGGACCGUAUCGACUUAAAACCGGAUUAAUUUUUUUACUCAUAUAUUAACCAAUUACGAUUUGAUUUUUUUUUUUUUUAUUAAUCAAUUUAGGUACCCCAAUAGAAACGUGUAGGUAUUCAAUAAUUGAAUUCAGAAAAAAAUUCGUUUGCAUUUGGUCGAUACGUUCCUUUGAUUUUAGCCCCGACAAUUUCAGACUUCGGUUUUACGGUUGAGGUUUAUCAUCAACGAUUGGCAUAAAUAGGAAGGAUUUUUUUUUUUAAUUUCCACAUCGAAAAUGUAACGGUUAAUACAUGGCGUAUAACAGUAUUGUCUACGAAUGUCUUGCACAAGUAUUUCCUGGUUAUACCCGCCCCCUCCACCAUUUUACCAUUUUCUACGGCGGGAGGUAUUUGUCGGAGUUUUCCCGGGAGGAUUAACGCUUAGACCGCCGGUCGUCGUUUCUGCCAUGAAUAGAAAAUUUGAUCACGUUUUUAACCGACUUAUUCUACCGCUGUUUCUGGGACUUUAUAAAAACUACGAAUUAAGAACGAAACUCUAUGACAACCAAUUGUCUUUUAUUUUUUUAUUAUUUUCUUGGCAUCGACCUGCGCUUUUUUUUUGACAGGAUCUUGUGUAAAAUAAGUAUAUAGUUUUUUUUUUUUUUUUUCAUCGCGGACGAACUACAGUAUAUUUACUGUUACACCUACCUCCUAUAAUGCGAGUGUCUACGUUCGUAUUUUGUGUCUUGUUUACAAUAAGGACUCCGACUAUGCGAUUCCGGACUUUUUGAAGGUUAGUGAUGCUGUCAUUGUAAAUAUUAUAAUACGCGAAUAACAAUAUUUUAAUAGGCCGCAGUCGUGUUUGCUGGUUAGGUUCGUGUCGAUAAUGACGAAUAAAUUCGGAAAUAGUAAUAAUUGAUAUUUCAGUUUUACGUACUCAAAUCGUUGAUGGUUAUUAAUUUAAGUGUUGUUAAAUUCGGUUUUUCGACAUUUUAAUGGCGGUGCUAACGUAAAACUGUGGAAAACAAUAGAAUUUUCAUAUUUUUAGCAAAUUGAAUAGUCACAACCGUCGUGUUCUGUUUGGCAGUAACUUUAAUUUUAUAGGAAUGCGUUAAAUUGCGGUUAAAAAAAAAAAAUCUAAAUUUAAAAAAUAAACCCGGCGCUAUUUAAUUUAAUCUUUCUCGUUUACAUUUCAAACCACAAACGCCCGACAUUCACAAACGUGUAUGACUGUUAUAAUGUACAUUGGCAGGUACAUCGUCUCGUGUAGUUUUCGAUUCGAAAAUAGCUAGGCACGCGCAACUUUUUUUUUUUUUUCUUGAACUGACAACGCAGGGGGAACCGGUUUCCCAUUACUUGCUCUAAAUAGGUACAUAGGCAUCUAAUAGACGCGUUGGGCUAGGUUGGGCUACUGGUUACCGAAGCCAUUCCGUUUUUAAAAACCACGUAACCGGCAUAUUGAUGUCUUUUCGAUAUGUACCGAAAUUACUAUUUACAGUGUGCACAUCGAUCUAUUACGGACAAAAGUCGAAAUCUGACAAAAUCUAGCGGUCAAUCCGAUUCGGGCCGAACCGUGGCCCAUCCAUAAAUUUCAAUUUUUCCCGGUAAAUGUCGUGUUUUAGAUUUAGAGCUGAGCGAGGGAUCCAAUGAUUUGGCACCGUGCACUCUCCGCCCGUGCGUUUACCGCUCAACACUUUUUUCGCGCUAUUUCCGCCCGUUGUCGUGUGAUAUUUUCCCGCUGAAAUUAUGUAAGGUAGACUAUGCGCUCGAAAAUUUAAAAUUAUUAAUUAACGCGCAUUUAAUUUAUUCAAAUAUUGUAUUACGAGUUAUACAAUUGGCUAACUUGUUAUUAUAACUUAUUACAUGUAACUUACGAAUACAUUAUUUACAUGUUUUUGAUCUAAUCUAAUUUGAUUUUCGAUCAAACGAUAGAGUUAGUAAACGUUUUUUUUUUUAAACUUUUGAUUCUUUAAGAAAUGGCAUUUUUAUUUGUCUGAUACGUGAUCCAAAUGUAUACGUAUAAGUUUUUUUUCUUUUGCUUCUACAUACGUACUCCAGCCUCAAGCCUUCUAUCGAUGAUUCCGAUGUAGGUAUUGUAUCAUUUAUCAUUUGUUCAGAAAUCAGAAUUAAAACAAUAAUAAUUCGACAAUUUUAUGCAAUUUAUGUAUAAUUUUAAAUUUUGAACGAAUAGUCCACCUCAUAUAAUUUUGAUAGGUAAAGAUUACCAUAAUGACUGAAAGUGCACGCCAUCAUUGAUUUUACUUUGAUGUGGGUUUUUUUUUCUUUUCUGUAAACAACUUUUUGAAUAGAAAAUUUGGCCCAAUCAAAAAAUGACAAGAGAACUUUUUUUUCAAAUUCCAAUCUAGUUGUUGAGUAAUAAAGUUGUUUUCCAAGUAGAUUUUAUAAUAAUUGACGUGGAAUGAAAAUUGGCAAAUUUACAGCGUUAUGAUUUCAUUAUUUAAAAUUUUUACGGUUCAUGUAUUAUGUCAAGAAAUAUUGCUCUAAUAGAAAAACAAGAAAAGAUUUUUUUUUUGUUGCACUUUUAAUCUAGUUGGUGAGUAAGAAAAUAGUUUUUUGAUUUUUCUAAAUAAUUGAGUAAAAUUGGUGGAAGAACAACAAAUUUACGGCGUACUGCGGCGUUAGCGUUUUCAUUGUUUUUAAUUUUAUGUUUUCCACCAGAAAUUUGCUUUAAUCAAAAACUGACAAGUGAUUUUUUUUUUUUCGUUUAUAUAUAGUUACUGUCAAAGAAAGUGAACUUUUGUUAUCCAAAGUAGUUUUCAUAAUAAUUGAGAAAAACCAAAUAACUAAAAUUAAUUUUUAUUUACGGCAACUUAGCGUCUCGGUUUAAUUAUUUUUUUAAUAAAAUUAAUAAAAUGUUUUAAUUAUAAUAUUAUGUUUUAUUUCGUUGUACAUUUUCACACACUAAGAUUACCGACUUAGUAAUGUGUUGUCUAUGUAUCAGUCAAUAUUUAUUUUGUUAUCCAUAAUAAAAUAAUCAGCAGUCGCAUUUUACAUUUUUACUGUGAUAUAGCUGGUGAUGAAUUUUUAUUUCGAAACCGGUCGUGUAAUACACUUAUCAUAAUACUCCAGAUGACGCAUUCAUUAAUUAAUUAAUUUUAUUUUUAUACAUACAAUUUUAUAUUAUGUAUUUAUUCACUUUAUUUGUUAUCUAUGUUGGAAACGUCUCAUUGCCUUCUCAUAUACUACAGCGACAGUCUAUAGGUUAGGUCGAAAGACUUAUAUAGAUCUGAAGUCUGCAGGUUCAAAUCACAAUUUAUAUUUUUUUGAUCUUUGAUGGUGCAGACUACAGACAUUUCAAAAUUACCUGUGCAUGUUGAUACAUUUUGUUUAUAUUUUAGAUUAAUUUCGGUGCACACCGACUGCCGUCUGCACCCAUUUUUAUCUAUUCGUGGUUAUAAAAGUGAACCUUUUUAUGAUUAUUAGGUAGCCAUUUUCCAGUCGAUUAUCAAAAUAUACAUUGCUUGAAGUUUGUGGCAGUUUAUCGUCAAUCGUAUCUCUAACAUUUUAAUUAAAGUCAGCACAGUGCUUUUCGAACAAUAAACAGAACUAAUCAAAACAAACUAGAUAUUAUCACCGACAAUUAUAUACCAUAAUAAAGCUACAACCCGUAAUACGAUGAUAGUAACUUCUACAAUAUUCCUUAUAUAAUUACAAAAAAAAAAUAAUAAUAAUAUCACAAAACGCCAACAAAAUAAUUUAGAUUUUAAUAUUAUUAAUUAAUAUUUAAGUAUAUCACCAGCUUUUAUGAAAAAACAACAUAUAAUUUAUCCAGGCUCUUAAUCGGCCUUGUUAUUUGAACGGUUUUUAUUGGAGUGCCGAUGUAUAUUAUAUAUAACUAGACGAAAAUAAACACUACAGUACAAACCGUGGAAACCAAAAUAAUGUGUUAGUGAUUAUUUGUUUAAUAACGCAUUAUAGUGUGGAAUGAAACAAAAUUAAAAAUAUGGGGUUUUAAAAAUACUAUUUAUAUACUUAUAUACCUGCAAAAUUAUCAUUUUUUUUUCAAAAAAAAACCUCGACUAUCGAGACAUGAACGAAAUACUUGGUGUAAUAUUCGAUUGAUAUUUUUCUUUAACAUCUUAGUUUGUCGGAUUUUAUAAUUUAAUAUAUAAUGAUUGAUGGUUAAUGGUCGGAGAGAGCAUCGUAUAAUAAUAUAAAUUAUUGUACGCACGACGUAUAAUCAAUAAAAAAUAUUUUUUUUUUUUACUUUAAAAAUUACGAUCUAUACAAAAUGUACAAUAAGCAAUAUUAAUAAUUUACAGACAAAUGACAUUAAGGAAAACAUGAAAAGGAAAUCGCACAUUUGUGAUACCUCGUAAUAUUUUUAAGUUAUUAGUUCUUAAGUUUUUAGGUCUCGGCACCAUUUCUUUUGAGGUGUCUGUUAGGGUUUCUAGGAAGUGUUAGUGAAGCUAACUCGUUGAUUAGUUGGUUUGUAAUAUCUUGUAGUUUGGCGUGGAAGCGUUUAUAGUAGAUUACAGCAGUUUCGUUUAUGGAAGAAUGUAUACUUAUAGACAAAGUUUAAAAGUUACUUUUGUUGAUAACAUUAAACUUAAUCACUUUGUUAAAAUUCUGAAUAACUUGAUACCGACUGUACUUAUCGUUUUGGAUACUUUGCAGAAAUAUCCUUUUCAAUCUUCCCAGUUAGGUUUAGGUUUUCCGUAGAUAUUAUUUUUCAAAUGCGAUAAUAAUGUGCAUUGAUAAUAUGAUCUGGCGUAUUUUAUAAGUUUUGUUUUGUAUUAUUUAAUAAGUAGGCUACGGAUUUAUGUGCACUUGAAAUCCGCAAAAAAUUGCUGAAAAGCCAUAAGAAGGUUACUUAAAAGUAUUUAAAAAUGCAAAAGUGAUAGAGGGGUUUAAAAGUCCCUCCUCUAAUGGUUCUAACUCUAUCAAAUAAAAUUUGUCAACAAUAAAAAGAGCUGAUACUGGAGACGGGUGUGCUACUGUUGCUAGGUGGAAAGUCGGAAAGGCAGGUUACAUAAAGUUAUUUAAUUUAUAUCUGUAAACAACGAUAAACCAUUAACAAAAAACGAUUCGGAACGAAGUUUGGUUAUACAUGUUUCGAAAAGCUGUAAUAUUUACGAUUUUAAAUUCUAAAUCAUUAUUUUGUGAAAUGGAUGCAUUCGUUUUUCAUUUACGAAACGGACAAUUAUUACAUGUAUAAAGUAAUAGAUAAAGUGAAGGAAAAAUUGUAUUUACCGCUUUAGUUAUUGUUACUGUGAUAUUUUUAACGAAAUGUUAUAAAUUCGAAUUCGUUUUAUCAAAAAUAAAGCCUUUAAUUAUGCACCUUUUGUCGAUGACUCCUCAGUAAUUUUAGAAAAUAACUCAACACUUAAUUUAAAGAUAGAAGUAUUGAUUUAUUAACGAGAUUCUAACUUACAAGCCCGUAAAUCGAACAUUCAAGAGGUAUAACCCUGGGCAUAACCGGGCGUUUAAUGCGUGAUUCACAAUCCGAAAGCGGUAACACCUGGGCCUUGGUAGUUUAUUAUUCUUUGUAAGAUCGACUUUGUAGUCAAUCUCAAAAAUGAUGAUCGAUCUUAUAACUAAGCUACUUCUUAAAAUCUACUUUUAUGAAUACAUAAUUAACUAUUGCGUAUAGCAUUUAUCAAAAGAUUAAAAUAAGUAGUUUUGAGAAAUCUGAUAACGCAGGUGUCCUCGAAGAAAAGAUCAAGAUAAUUUAGAUAAAGCAAAAGUAGUAAUUCAGAUUACUACACUACCAUUUGCAAGUAACUACUAACUCCGUCUAUCCAUCUUUGUCUUGGCCAUCCUAGUGGUUUCUUUUAUUAGGGAUACAUUUCGCAGCCUCUUAAAUUGUCUGUUCUUGUGCUCUUCAUAUAUGUCUAGCCCAGCUACUAUGUUUACUAUGGUUUUCAUUGCUAAAAAUCAUAUAUCCCUUCACUGAAUAUUUUCCCAGGUAUUAAAUUGUUUUGUUAUUCUCAUAGGUCAGUUGAAAAAUCUUUUGUGGGUUAAAUAUCUUUCAUAAGACCUUUCUCUUAAAUCUAGUUAUCUCUUGAUCAUUUGCUUUGAUUAGCUGUAUUAAUUCUUAUUGGAUUUCUUUAUGAUAAUCUCCAUAAGUUUUACCCUAUGAUAUUUGAAUGUGUUUACUCUUCAAAAAGAAUUGUGUGCAUUAUUAAGUUUUGUUCAUUAGUUUUGUCAAUAGAUUUUGCGUGAUAAUACCAUAUAUUUUGUUUUUUUCUUAAUUUAGCAUUAGUUCUAUGGGUCUAUUUCUCUCUAAAAGUAAUUUUGCUAAAGUCUAAUCCUAUUCUCUGUCUUGCCAAUUAACACUAUACCGUCUGCGUGUAUUAUUAUUAAAUCUCUGAUUACAUUAAUUUGAUAGUUUCUCUAAUCACUGAUUUCAAUGUAAUAAUGUUGAAGAAGCAUUGGAUGACAGCGCGUGCUUCCUAGUCUUAAUUCUGUUUUAAAAUUGAAAUUUUUCGACGUAUAACAAUUGUGUAUAUAUGAACUCCUACAGUAUUAUAGAAAUAAUUCUGUCAAUUUUCUCUUCUUUUUUUUUCGUAUUUCUUUUUUCUAUCGUGUUUUGUGCGAGGACAACACAUAUUUAGAAAAAAAUUAAAUUUUUAUUUUCGUCCCUUUAUUAUUGAACUUAUUAUUUUAUCACUUUUUCAAAAUUCUCAAAAUUGUCAUUUUUUGAAAGGUAUAUAAUUCUAAAAAUUUUAAUGUAAUAUACAUUCACAUCCAAUUAAUAGUUUCUUAGUAAUAGUCGUUUUAAUUUUUAGAAAAUUGGCGUGAAAACAAUGAAUUUUCAAUAGAAUAACACGUUAUGCGAUAAGGAAUCACGUUCAGCAAUGUAAUUCCUUAUUUUCUAUUGAAUAAUAAUUUUUUCACGCCUAUUUUCUAUACAUUAAAGCCAGUUAUUAUAGCUAUAAACUAAGAAACUAUUAAUGCAGUGGCGGCGAUAGGAAUUUUAUCUUGGGGGCUCCAUUGGGGGUCUUUUAAAAUUUAGUAGGGCCAAAAAAAGUCCCAAUCCGUGGUCUUUUUUCCGCUUUUCUUUAUUGCGCUUGCAAUAAGGGGGGAGACUAACACACUAACUAUUGUAAAAAUUGUAUAGUAUAUAUUAAGUUUCCACAUUACAAGUUAUUAGUUAUAACUAAAGCACGGAUGUUAAUGACUAAAAUUUCUUUAAAAUAUGCAAUUAUAUGCUUAAAAAUGUAUUAAAUAUACCUAUUUUUCAACAAAUAUAUGCAAACGAGUUUAUACUAUUUUAAUUGUGCAUGCAUUAAAUAUUUCAAUUUUUUUAAAAAUUACAAAGUUUUACAAAAAGUUGAGUUAUGUAUUAAUUUAAAAUAUAAAUUAAUCAAAAUAAAAAAAUAAAAUAACUAAACAAAUUUAAAUUUUACAUUGUUUAAAUACUUUGUUUGGUUAAUAGUUACCGUACAAAUGUUUAAUAUUAUAUUUAAAAUAAUUGUUUAAAAUAUGCUACUUAAUCUAGAAAUAAUCAUUAUAUGCAUUCAUAUGCUCAAAAAUGUCAAAUUUGCAAAUAUAUGCAAAAUAAGUUUGCAUAUUUGAAAUCAGAAACCCGUAAUAGAGACCUGAUCAAAGAACCAUUUAAAAAAGUCCCUGGCUGGGAUAGCACAAGGGCUAUAUGGACAACGCUUAAUCAAAUAAGAUCGGAACAAGGAAGAUGCAACUACCUACUUCACAAAUGGGGAAUGGUAGACUCUCCACUUUGCGAAUGUGGAGAAAUGCAGACAAUUAAACAUAUGGUUGAGUCGUGUCCCAUUAAAAUGUUCAAAGAAGGAUUAACAAAACUACACGAGGGUGGCCCAACAGCUAUAAAAUGGCUUGAAGAACUAAAUACUCGUCUGUGA
Messenger RNA from Cinara cedri, 14770 nucleotides. NCBI's taxonomy places the organism in Eukaryota, Metazoa, Arthropoda, Insecta, Hemiptera, Aphididae. The record is from the annotation of a GenBank genome assembly.